Molecule: messenger RNA, 807 nt
Organism: Peronospora matthiolae
Lineage: Eukaryota; Oomycota; Peronosporomycetes; Peronosporales; Peronosporaceae
Source: the annotation of a GenBank genome assembly
AUGCGCACAUUUUGCUUCAUUUUACAGGAUUUGCACUCGUACGACUCGAAAGAGGAGACAGGGAUGGUGGGAUUGAAAAACCAGGGGGCUACAUGCUACUUGAACUCGCUGUUGCAGACGUUAUUUCACUUGCGAGCAUUUAGGCAGAUGGUGUAUGAGACGCCUACUGCUGAAGAAGACACGAAUAAUUCUGUGUCGUUGGCAUUACAGCGUGUAUUUCACCGGUUACAGAGUCAACAAAAGGUAGUGUCGACGAAGGAACUGACGCGCUCAUUCGGAUGGAGUGCGAUUGACUCGUUCAUGCAACAUGACGUGCAGGAGCUGUACCGAAUUUUGUGCGAUCGGUUAGAAGAAAAAAUGAAACACACGAGAGUGGACUCGGCAAUUCCGAAGCUUUUUGAAGGCAAAGUAAGGUCUUUUGUGCAAUGUGUGAAUGUGGACUUUCAGUCUUUUCGUGAUGAAAGCUUUUAUGACUUGCAACUGGAUGUCAAAGGUUGUAAGGAUUUAAUGCAGUCCUUUCGCAAGUAUGUGGAGGUAGAACUGUUGGACGGAGACAAUCAAUACGAAGCUGAGGGACAUGGAAAACAGGAUGCCAAGAAGGGCAUCGAGUUCGCCACUUUUCCGCCUGUUCUUAAUAUCCAGCUUAAGCGCUUUGAGUACGAUGCCAUGCGUGAUGGCAUGGUCAAGGUUCACGAUCGCUUCGAGUUUCCAAAAGUUCUUAUUCUCGAUGAAUUUAUCGCUCACAGUAGCGCAACAAAAGACACCAACGAGAAAUCUCCACGAUCACGCGCGUGGAUGAACGUAUAG